AUGUCGUCGUCGCCGUCGUUGUGGGGAGUUAGCGUGACCUUAUGUACUGAUGUCAACCGUUCAGGCCAGCAGCGCUCUCUGUCUCCUCCACCAAGCGCACCCGCUUCCGUGUGGCCUCCGGCUCUGCGCCGGCGGAAUGCACGCAUGCAGGCCGUCGACCGACCCGCACCAGCGCGCUACCUGCCAAGUGCUCCGGUUGGCUACAGAUGGUCAAGGCAAUCAGGAGAGUUGUCCUUGGGUGAAGUUGAAGACAAGCCCAAUCUGGCGACGCUGUUCCGCCAAUCAAUGCUGGCCGACGACCAUUCCCUACCCGCCACGGCGGUACUGCUGUCGGCGGGUGCAACUGCCCUGUUUGCCUACGUGCUCUACGCAGUGACCUACAACGUCUACUUCCAUCCGCUGGCCAAGUUUCCGGGACCGCCCCUCGCCGGCGCUACGACGUACUGGAAAGCCUACAUUGAGUGUAUUGCAAACCGGUCCUUUUGCCACUUCCUUGUUGAGCUGCAUGCGCAGUACGGCGAUGUUGUUCGUAUUGGCCCCAACGAGCUCCACUUUGCCAACCCAAAAGCCUACCACGACAUCUACAACACCAAGAAUCGCUGGGACAAGGAAGCGACACUCUAUCAAAGUUUCAACGAGGACAGAUCCAGUUUCGGUUUUCUCACGUAUGCAGAGGCUAAGAACCGGAAAGAUGUGCUUAACAAAUCCUUCUCGCUGGCCGCUAUCGAGAGCUCAGAGGGGCUAUUGGUGAACAAGGUCAAAGAGCUCUGUGCAGCCAUUGAGAAGAGGAGCAAAGAUGCCAAAAGUGUUGAUUUGUUCUACGCAUUUCGCUGCAUGAGCGUCGACGUUAUAACGACAUUCUGCUUCGGCAAAUCCAUCCAUGCAGUCGACGAGCCAGACUUCAAGGCACCCAUUGUCGUGGCCCUCGAGGCGGCCACACCCGUGGGUAUGUACUUCAAGUACUCGGAUCUGUUCAAAAACUUCAUCUUGAAGUGCCCACCCAACCUCUCCAAGAAGCUUAGCCCUUUGACAGCGGGCAUGAUCGAUCUUAACCAGUUACUCUCCGCGCAGAUCAAUGAACUCACCGAUGACCCGGAAAAGCUCAAACUUCUUCCUCACAACAUGACCAUCUACCAUCGGUUGAUGGAUCCCGAGGCCCAUCGUGACAAGAAAAUCCCUUCUGCUGGUAGUCUGUAUGAAGAAGCCCAGGCGCUCAUGUUCGGUGGCACAGAUACUGUCGGAAACACCCUCAUGGUAGGAGCUUUCCAUCUGCUCAAGCAUCCUGAGAAGAUGCAGAAGCUCAAGGCCGAACUGUCAGGCGCAUGGCCAUUGCUCAACGAGAACGAGCCCAAUGUACGCGAUUUGGAAAAGCUGCCGUAUUUGAGUGCUGUCAUCAAGGAGUCGCUUAGGAUGAGUUCGGGCGUCACGUCUGGGCUUUUAAGAAUCGUGCCGAAAACUGGCGCAACCAUUGCGGGACAUGAGGUGCCGCCGCAGACCAUUGUAUCGUGCGGUAGUACUUUCGUCCACUUCAACGCCGACAUCUUCCCCAAGCCCGACGAGUUCAUGCCAGAGCGCUGGCUCGACGAGUCGGCAGAGUUGGACAAGUGGCUUGUCGCUUUUUCGCGUGGCCCCCGCAUGUGCUUGGGAAUCAACCUCGCUUGGGCGGAGCUGCGUCUCGGCUUUGGUCACGUCUUCCGCAAAUUCGACCUGGAGCCAAAGGGCCAACUACCUGAGAAGCUGGUCUGGCGGGAUGUGUUCUUGCCGCACUACCAUGAGGACCAUUUACAGGCGAAUAUGCGAUCUGUAAGCGCAUACAUGCCCGCCACCGGGGGCAGCAGGGCCGUCCACGCACCGGCCUCGAAGCCCACACCAAAGACGACUGACAAGGGCAGCAUGCGUAGAGAGAGCAGUGCGACCGCCACGACGCAGCGGCCCGGCAUCAAGACGCGCGCAUACUCGGCUCCCAACGUCCCCAAGAGCGACGGCCAGCCCGCCAGCGAGCUCGACCGCACAGACGAGGACAAUGAGGGCGAGGAGAUAGCCGACGAUGCCUUCUUCCAGCGAUACCACUUCCCCCAGCCCAUCCUCUCCACCCAGGAAGAGGAGGGCAGCAGUGCCGAGUCGUCGUCAGACACCGAGGGGCCGCUGUCGCCCACUCACCACAAGGACCGCCAGCCAUCGCAAGACGCGGCGUCGGAGCCUUCCAACAGCGACUCGGCAGCUGCCAUCGUGCAGGACCUCAACAUCGCCGUCAUCGGCGCGCGGGGCUCAGGCAAGUCGACCUUCAUCCGCCGCGCCCUCGGCCUGCCAGAAGCCACCACGACGGCCAAUUGCUCGCGGCGCAUGACAAUCGACGGCACCCCCUACAUGGUGCGCUUCCUCGAAAUGGCCUUUAGCGACGUGCACGUGGGCGACCGCAGCAUCAUCAAAUGGCCCGAGACGGUGCACGACUUUGCGACACCACGCAUGCACGCCGCCGUCACCCUCUACGACGUCACAAACCACGAGAGCCUGGGCAAGGUUCCCGAAAUGCUGAGCACACUGUCCAAGGCACAAUUACCCUUUAUCCUCGUAGCCUGCAAGUGCGAUCAACACCCCGCCCACCGCGAGGUCGAUCCGGCCGUUGUGGAGCAGAAAGCAAAGUCCUUCAUUGGAGACGUGAGCGUGUUUCAGACGUCCGAGUCGUCACCGGAGACGCACCGAGGAUGCCUGUCCGUCAUCACUCGUGCAGCGAUAGCGGCCAAGCGACCCAGGUCCCAAGCGUCCAUGGCGCGGCGGCGGGCCAACUCUUCCGCGGUAAAAUCAAUCACCCAAAAGGACCUUUGGAGCCGCAAGCACGAGCGUGCUAGCUCGGAGAUCUCCAUGAGGUUUCAACGGGGCUCAAGCGAGGUCAAGGGCCACCGUUAUAAGCCCAGCGAUGCCAACAAAACUUUUUUCAACGCCGAAGAGUCGCCCGGCUAUGAUUCCCAGGAAUCCGAUGACCAGGACUCGGACGCCGGCCAAAGCAUCAUGUCGGUGAAGCCGUCGGAUGAAAAUGGCUACACUUUUGAACAGCUCGUCGACCGACUUCUCGCCCAACCCAUGUCCAAGAAUGACUCCAAAUUCGUCUCGGUGUUUCUGGCCUUGUAUCGGAGGUUCGCCACGCCGGGGCAGCUGUUGGAGGCCAUUAUCAAACGCUUCGAAAUCCAGAACAAGGAAAAAGAACUGCCCAUGAUCCGCAUCAUUGCACAGCUCCGCUACCUGUCUAUUUUGCAACAAUGGGUCGCCUACUACCCCGGUGACUUUGCCUACCCAACGACGCGUCGACUAAUCCGGAGGUUCGCAUCCUCGCUAGCGUUGAACCGCGAGUUCUCCGUCGCUGCAACUGAAAUUCUGCGCGAUCUUGAAAUGGUCGCUGAAGACGACGACACCGACUGGGCAUGCAGCGACCGCCAACGCCACCAGAACGAAAAUAUCCCGACAUUCCACAACAAUGUCCUCGAUGAGGACUCUGAUGAGGACGAGUUUUCAAAAGCGCUAGGACACAUGUCGAUGAGCAGUUCCACGCGAAACUCGGUGGCUCGGAGCAGCGUGACAGGCGGCGCAUCGUCUAUCAACGGCUCCAUGGGCUCAUCGCAAAUCCUCCUCACACAGGUCGAAAAGAACGAACGACUGGCCCGACAACUAGAACCUAACCCCAUCAAACCUCUCUCCAAGAUUCAGUGGCAUCAGCUCAUGGGCGAAUCGGACGAAGCCAUCGCAAAGGAACUUACCCGGAUAGACUGGAUCAUGUUCUCCUCGGUACGGCCACGAGACCUCGUACGCCACGUCAGUCUAAACGCCGAAGAGAAACAACGAUGCAAGAACCUCGAAAAUGUCACACGCAUGACCGAGCACUUCAACCACGUUGCCUACCUCGUCACCAAUUACAUACUGCUGCGCGACAAGCCAAAGCACAGAGCUCUCAUGAUGGAGAAGUGGAUGAAGAUUGCACGACAGCUUCGAAAGCUGAACAACUACAACAUGCUGGGUGCCGUCAUGGCUGGCAUCAACGGCACAGCAAUUGGGAGGUUAGUCGCAACCCGCGAACUAGUGCCCCAGGCUACCAAUCAAGAUUUCUGGAAACUCGACAUCCUUAUGGGCCAAACGAAAUCGCAUUCUGCGUACCGUCUCGCCUGGGAGAAUAGUUCUGGCGAGCGCAUACCAUAUAUACCUCUUCACCGCCGCGAUCUCGUCUCCGCAUCUGAAGGCAAUUCCACCUUUGUCGGCGACAAGAAGAAGACGGAUUCGGCGUUGGCCCCGCACCCUGGCGUCAGCGUCUUUGAAGGUGUUGUGGGGAAACGCGAUAGUAGAGAGCCGCCUCCAAGUGGUGUUGUGGGUAAAGAGCGGAUCAACUGGCGCAAGUUUGAAAUUAUGGGUGAAGUUAUUGUCGGAGUACAAAGGGCGCAAGGGACGCCGUAUCCCAACUGGCAAAGAUGCGAAGAGGUGAGGAAUCUGAUAUUGGAUAUCAAAAUUAACAAGGAUGAUGAGGAACUCUACGAGCGCAGUACUCAUCUUGAAGCCGGCCGGGCUGAUGAGAAGAGUAGGAUUGCAAGAUGGUUCCGAGAGCGUUAG
Molecule: messenger RNA, 4593 nt
Organism: Alternaria burnsii
Lineage: Eukaryota; Fungi; Ascomycota; Dothideomycetes; Pleosporales; Pleosporaceae
Product: rap guanine nucleotide exchange factor 4
Exons: 13
Coding region: 1-4593 (1530 amino acids)
Biological process (GO): small GTPase-mediated signal transduction
Molecular function (GO): oxidoreductase activity, acting on paired donors, with incorporation or reduction of molecular oxygen; guanyl-nucleotide exchange factor activity; monooxygenase activity
Source: RefSeq, a predicted model, not a curated record